Messenger RNA from Saimiri boliviensis boliviensis (Bolivian squirrel monkey), 4831 nucleotides. RefSeq names its product calsyntenin 2 (gene CLSTN2). The record is from RefSeq and is a predicted model, not a curated record. Gene Ontology annotation, cellular component: postsynaptic membrane; cell surface. Gene Ontology annotation, molecular function: calcium ion binding. Lineage: Eukaryota; Metazoa; Chordata; Mammalia; Primates; Cebidae. Gene Ontology annotation, biological process: homophilic cell-cell adhesion; positive regulation of synapse assembly; positive regulation of synaptic transmission.
AGUGAGCGCGGCGGCUGCCGGCGAGCUAGCGGCGCGGCGGCGGGAACCGGAGGCCGGGCGCGGCGGCGGCGCUAGAAGCGCACCCACCGGGGACGGCUAGGCGGCCCGCGGCGCGGCAGGCACCGGGAGGCGAGAGCCGGCGCGGUCGGUAGGCGGCGGCUGCAGCUAGUUGGCGGCGGCUGCGAGGAUGCUGCCUGGGCGGCUGUGCUGGGUGCCGCUCCUGCUGGCGCUGGGCGUGGGGAGCGGCAGCGGCGGUGGCGGGGACAGCCGGCGGCGCCGCCUCCUCGCGGCUAAAGUCAAUAAGCACAAGCCAUGGAUCGAGACUUCGUAUCACGGGGUCAUAACUGAGAACAACGACACAGUCAUUUUGGAUCCACCACUGGUAGCCCUGGACAAAGAUGCACCAGUUCCUUUUGCAGGGGAGAUCUGUGCGUUCAAGAUCCACGGCCAGGAGCUGCCCUUUGAGGCCGUGGUGCUCAACAAGACAUCAGGGGAGGGCCAGCUCCGUGCUAAGAGCCCCAUUGACUGUGAGUUGCAGAAGGAGUACACAUUCAUCAUCCAGGCCUAUGACUGUGGUGCUGGGCCCCAGGAGACAGCCUGGAAAAAGUCACACAAGGCCGUGGUCCAUAUCCAGGUGAAGGAUGUCAAUGAGUUUGCUCCCACCUUCAAAGAGCCAGCCUACAGAACUGUCGUGACGGAGGGCAGGAUCUACGACAGCAUUCUGCAGGUGGAGGCUGUUGAUGAGGACUGCUCCCCCCAGUACAGCCAGAUCUGCAACUAUGAAAUCGUCACCACAGAUGUGCCUUUUGCUAUCGACAGAAACGGCAAUAUCAGGAAUACCGAGAAGCUGAGCUAUGACAAACAACACCAGUAUGAGAUCCUGGUGACCGCCUACGACUGUGGACAGAAGCCCGCUGCUCAGGACACCCUGGUGCAGGUGGACGUGAAGCCAGUUUGCAAGCCCGGCUGGCAAGACUGGACCAAAAGGAUUGAGUACCAGCCUGGCUCCGGGAGCAUGCCUCUGUUCCCCAGCAUCCGCCUGGAGACGUGCGACGGAGCUGUGUCUUCCCUCCAGAUCGUCGCAGAGCUGCAGACUAAUUACAUUGGCAAGGGCUGUGACCGGGAGACCUACUCUGAGAAAUCCCUUCAGAAGUUAUGUGGAGCCUCCUCUGGCAUCAUCGACCUCUUGCCAUCCCCUAGUGCAGCCACCAACUGGACUGCGGGACUCUUAGUGGACAGCAGUGAGAUGAUCUUCAAGUUUGACGGCAGGCAGGGGGCCAAAAUCCCCGAUGGGAUUGUGCCCAAGAACCUGACAGACCAGUUCACCAUCACCAUGUGGAUGAAACACGGCCCCAGCCCAGGUGUGAGAGCCGAGAAGGAAACCAUCCUCUGCAACUCUGACAAAACCGAAAUGAACCGGCAUCACUAUGCCCUGUACGUGCACAACUGUCGCCUCGUCUUCCUCUUGCGGAAAGACUUCGACCAGGCUGACACCUUUCGCCCCGCGGAGUUCCACUGGAAGCUGGAUCAGAUUUGUGACAAAGAGUGGCACUACUAUGUCAUCAACGUGGAGUUUCCUGUGGUAACCUUAUACAUGGAUGGAGCAACAUAUGAACCAUACCUGGUGACCAACGACUGGCCCAUUCAUCCAUCUCACAUAGCCAUGCAACUGACGGUCGGCGCUUGCUGGCAAGGAGGAGAAGUCACCAAACCACGGUUUGCUCAGUUCUUUCAUGGCAGCCUGGCCAGUCUCACCAUCCGCCCUGGCAAAAUGGAAAGCCAGAAGGUGAUUUCCUGCCUUCAGGCCUGCAAGGAAGGGCUGGAUAUUAAUUCCUUGGAAAGCCUUGGCCAAGGAAUAAAGUAUCACUUUAACCCCUCGCAGUCCAUCCUGGUGAUGGAAGGUGAUGACAUUGGGAACAUUAACCGUGCUCUCCAGAAAGUGUCCUACAUCAACUCCAGGCAGUUCCCGACGGCGGGUGUGCGGCGCCUCAAAGUCUCCUCCAAAGUCCAGUGCUUUGGGGAAGAUGUAUGCAUCAGUAUCCCCGAGGUGGAUGCCUAUGUGAUGGUCCUGCAGGCCGUCGAGCCCCAGAUCACCCUCCGGGGCACGGACCACUUCUGGAGACCCACCGCCCAGUUUGAAAGUGCCAGGGGAGUGACCCUCUUCCCUGAUCUCAAGAUUGUGAGCACCUUUGCCAAAACUGAGGCCCCCAGAGACAUGAAAACCACAGUGCCCAAAUCAGAAGUCUUAGAGGAAAUGCUUCAUAACUUAGAUUUCUGUGACAUUUUGGUCAUCGGAGGGGACUUGGACCCAAGGCAGGAGUGCUUGGAGCUCAACCACAGUGAGCUCCACCAACGACACCUGGACGCCACUAAUUCUACUGCAGGCUACUCCAUCUACGGUGUGGGCUCCAUGAGCCGCUACGAGCAGGUGCUGCAUCACAUCCGCUACCGCAACUGGCGUCCGGCUUCCCUGGAGGCCCGGCGUUUCCGGAUCAAGUGCUCAGAACUCAAUGGGCGCUAUACUAGCAAUGAGUUCAACUUGGAGGUCAGCGUCCUCCAUGAAGACAGAGUCUCAGAUAAGGAGCAUGUCAACCACCUGAUUGUGCAGCCUCCCUUCCUCCAGUCUGUCCAUCAUCCUGAGUCCUGGAGUAGCAUCCAGCGCAGUUCAGUGGUUCCAAGUAUUGCCACGGUGGUCAUCAUCAUCUCCGUGUGCAUGCUUGUGUUUGUCGUGGCCAUGGGUGUGUACCGGGUCCGGAUUGCCCACCAGCACUUCAUCCAGGAGACUGAGGCUGCCAAGGACUCUGAGAUGGAUUGGGAUGAUUCUGCGCUGACUAUCACAGUCAACCCCAUGGAGAAACAUGCAGGACCAGGGCAUGGGGAAGACGAGACUGAGGGAGAAGAGGAAGAAGAAGCAGAGGAAGACAUGAGCUCCAGCAGUGGCUCUGAUGACAGCGAAGAGGAGGAGGAGGAGGAAGGGAUGGGCAGAGGCAGACAUGGGCAGAGUGGAGCCAGGCAAGCCCAGCUGGAGUGGGAUGACUCCACCCUCCCCUACUAGUGUCUAGGGGUCUGCCUGGCCCACGUGUCCCUUUUGUAAACCCUGACCCAGUGUAUGCCCAUGUCUAUCUUACCUCACCUCUGAUGUCUGUGACAUGUCUGGGAAGGCCUUCUCCAUCUUCCUGGAGCCCACCCUUUAAGCCUUGGGCACUCCCUGUGUCCCAUAGGGAAGUUCCAAGAAGCCCAGCAUGGCCAUCAGUGGGGACUUCAGGGUAGACUUUGUCCCUUAGACUCCACUUCUGCCCUAUGCCCCCCAGCAUCCUGUCUACCUGUCUGCAGAGUCUGCCUUUGCUUUUUUCUGCAGGAAAGAGGUCCACCUUUGUGUCACUCAUCUCCCCAGGCUCAGAGUCCCCAAGGCCCUGGGGCUCUAACUCACUGUGCGUCUCCUCCACACAGACCAGCAGGUCCUCCUAUGCUUACUCCAGGUUACUUUAUACAAGGAGGGUGGUUGAACUUCACACACCUAAGGUCUUAGCGCUUAGCAGUUUCAAGGAAAGUUCUUGUAGGGGCAGAACUAAGUUUACAGGGGAAGGUACACACAUUCUCUCGCUCGUUCUCUCUCUCUCUCUCUCUCUCUCUCUCUCUCUCUCUCUCAUUCCUCAGCUUGGAGAACCUUUCCCUUUCCUUCUUUCUGAGGCCACAUAAGCUUAUAGGAAAAGUCCUAAGCCAAGAAUAGGUCCUUGGCCACAGGAGGGCCUGAUCCCCAAUAAGAGCUAUCUGAACCUGGCUGCCUGGGCACUUGCUGCAACCAUGCAGUUGCCCUGCCAGGGACACUCACUACACAGAACCACAGGCUCUGGGAGGCAUUCCACACAGGCACUGUUCCAGGUGACAAUUACCACAAUCCUAGAGCCAUGAAACAGAAGGAAAUGCUGAUGAGAUCACAGGUAGGCUUCCUGGUGGGCUGGGUGGGGGUGGCUGGGCUCCCCCAGGACAGAGGGGACCCUGAGGUUGGCAAGGCUCUCACCACUCAGCCUCAUCGUCCCUUAUCUUCUGUUUUACACUAUUUUCCAACUUGAGAAAAUACACGCUCUCUGGAUGUAUUCGAAACGCACAAGCUCCACUGAGUCUAAGACGAAAGUUUGAAAUUUAAUUGCAAGGAAUUAGAAGCAUAUUUGCAAUCAAGCAGCUUCUUCUUUCUUCUACUCAUAAGCAGAGGAACACUUGGGAUAGAGGGCAAAUGUAUCUGAAAACCUCAUUUCUUUCUUUUUUUGCUAAGGAAAUCUUUUUCAUCUCCAUCCUAACAUGCACACCCUGUGAAGAGAAUUGUUUCUAUAGUAACUGGUCCGUGAUCUUUUGUGGCCGAGAGAAUAGCAGGCAAGAAUUAGGGCUGUGAUAGAAUUUCCACGAAGCUCUGAGAACAUGUUUGUUUCAAAUGUCUCAGGUUCCUCUGUGUCAUCAGUGUGUACGAUCUGUCCCCAUCCUCCCACUCCUCCCCAAGCUCACACCAAUUGGUUUGGCACAGGCAUAGAGCUGGUCCCAAGUUAAGUGGCAUUCAUCUUCAAAAACAAGUUCAGAAUCUCAGCUUCUUGUGUCAUCAAAACAGCUUAAGGAGACUACCGCCAACGUCCUCCAGUCUGACCUCCACCCAGUGAGGACCCAUGGCAGGCCUUUUCAACUUUCUGAUUCAUGAGAACGACCUGGUGCAGCUUUUCCCACCUCCUAAAAUGUUUUUGCAUCUGUUCCUUCCUUUGGACCUCACAAUCCUGUGAAGUAACUGAGACAUCUGUUGUUAGACACAUUUUUGUGAUGACUAAACCGACGCUUGGCGGUUCAA